AUGGCACCCCGCAAGGACAAGGACAAGGGCGAGAAAGCAGCUGGGACCGAUGGUGUGUUUCUGAAGGUUGACUUUGAUGGUGAGGGCUGGAUGCUGACCAGUCGUCCCUAUUCGGCCAUCGAUGUCUCGGCGAAUUUGCACACCAAGGUCACGAAAACCCAAGCCGCCAAGAUCCUGAAAGAAUUGCAUCAGAAUGGCGAGAUCGAAGCACGAACUGCGGGGAAACAAACAGUCUACCACGCACUCCAGAAAUCAUCCGACAGCGCUAGCCCAGAAAUCCUCGCUGCCCUCAGUCACGAGAUCGAGACACUCCAAGAAGAACUCUCCACGAUCAAGACAAACGAGAAAAAGGCCCGAGCUGCCUUGGCUGCCCUCGAAGCUAAACCUCGACUUUCUACUCUGCGAGAGGACAUCCGCCAGCUACAGGAGGAACGAGAUGCCGCCCAAGCACGCCUAGGCAAACUCUACGGCGACGAUCAACCUCAGAUCUCCCCCGAGGCGCGUGCUCAGCUGGAGCGCGACUGGAAACAAUGGGAACACCAUGCCACCAUUCGCCGUCGUAUUUGUCGCGAAUUAUGGGGGCGAUGCUCGGAGGUUUUGCCUGAGGACAUGACUGCGUCGCAGCUAUGGGAGUCUUUGGGGCUUGAAGGACCGCUCCAAUGA
Messenger RNA from Penicillium subrubescens, 663 nucleotides. RefSeq lists its product as uncharacterized. Gene Ontology annotation, cellular component: condensed nuclear chromosome; DNA recombinase auxiliary factor complex. Gene Ontology annotation, biological process: meiotic strand invasion involved in reciprocal meiotic recombination; homologous chromosome pairing at meiosis; meiotic joint molecule formation. Gene Ontology annotation, molecular function: double-stranded DNA binding; recombinase activator activity. The coding region runs from base 1 to 663 and encodes 220 amino acids. Lineage: Eukaryota; Fungi; Ascomycota; Eurotiomycetes; Eurotiales; Aspergillaceae. The transcript has 6 exons. The record is from RefSeq and is a predicted model, not a curated record.